UCAUGUGAUUUUAGUUGAUUAGUCAAAAUGGCUGCCGACUGAGUCACUCCCUCUUCUUCCCUCUCUUUCUCGCUGCCCAGGCCUGUAUUGAAAUCUAAAAUGGAAGUUGCCCGCCCCAAGAAAAAGACUAAAGCUAAGAAGAAGACCCGUAAAGUCACAGAAGAAAAAGCCAGUGAAAGAGGUUUGGAACAAGAUACUCCAGACACUAUUGAGACUAAUGAUUCAGAGUCCACUGGUACCCAUCAUGUUCUUCCUCCUUCCUCUCCCUCUCUCCUGUCGCCUCCUGAUCUGCCUACUCUACCAGUCAUUGAUAUAUUUGAUGAGUCAACCCCACCAGUAGUACAAGAACCAGCAAUACAAGAACCAGUAGUACAGGAGCCAGUAGUGGCUACUGCUACCACUAAUGAAGGUGAUGAUGAUCUGAUCCAGUUCGAUGUUGCACCGAAUCAAACUCAACAAAAUCUUGAGAAUUUGCCCGAGGAACAUUGCAAAGAUUCUGUUGAUGUUUUACCGGAUGCCAUUCAGUUAACUAAUGAAUUGACCAUUGAGACUGCUAGUGAUGGAGUAAGAGUUGAUAAUGUUCCAUUGCUAGUUGACAUCACACCUGAAGCACCUCCUCCUACUACCACCAGUGAUGUACUAAGCAAUGAAGGAGCUACCACAGUAGAAAACGAAUCUAAUAUUGAAGCUAAUACUGAAAUACAUGUAGAUACCGGGGCACAUGUACAUGUACAGAAUGUAAAUACUACUACUGUAGCUGUAGAAGAGGUAUUGGAAGAACCAGCUGUAUUUGCACCUCCUAGUGAAGAGACUGUAUUGCCUACUGCUCCCCCUACUCUGAUGUACCCUACACUGGAUAGCCUUAUAGCAGCUUCAUCAGUGACAGAGUCAGUGUUAAUUCCUUACUCUGAAGAAGAUCUCUCUCUUCUGUAUCCUAACCCACAGUUAGGAGCUAAUACAGAAUUUAUUGAUAACUUCAUCAAAGAAAGUCAACAGGAUAGCCAUCCUCUGUAUGAGCUAUUGAAACAAUACUUGAAAGCAAGACUGUCUUCAAAAGCGGCUGAAGGAAAGCUACAGAAUUUAAAAAAGGAUUAUUCAAAGAACAAUGAUAUGAUAUGGACCAUUACCGACAAGAGAAUCAGUUCUAAUGGAAGGUGUGCAGAUGGCAAGAGCAUUAGUCACAGUCACUCACAUAAGUUUGCUCAGCUUGAUGCUGAUGCUGUUUUUAGAACUGAAGAUAAUCUCAAAUCAAUAAAAACUGCUUUACAAGAGGAGUACACCAUGUUAUCCUACUCUGCACAAUUAGCUUACAUACACGUUGAGUUUUACAUUCACCAGUUAAUCAACUCUAUGCCAGAAUUAGCUGAUAUGCCACAGACAGCUCCUAUCACAGGUUAUAUCCCAUAUGUACCCCCUGGUUCAAUGGAUGAUUACACUUAUGAGUUAAGAUCCUGUAUAUCAGUCUUGUUCAUAUUUGAGAGAAGGCCAUCCAGAGACCAACAGUUUACAUCAAGCUGUCGCAACUGGCUCAAUACACUAAUAGCAGCGUUGUUGAGGGUUGCUUCCUUACCAGAUCACCAGUUUGUUCUUAAUCACAUAUUGAGGUGUCCCCCUGGUGUGGGCCAAUGGGCCAUUGGUUAUAUCCAACCUUUAUCACCUCUGCAAUAUAAAGGAGUCGUGAGACAAAAUAACAAUAAUCAUGACAGAAAUGGUGUUUCUAUGGAAUGGAAGCUAUCGUCCCAGGAUUACACGUGGGACGGUCCCAUCAUUGAUCACUGGAUCACAAUGCUCUCCACAUUAUUCCAACCUAUAAUGUAUGUUAAUAAUAAAAUGGAAUCACUCCUUUUAAUCACAUGUCAGUAUGCAAUCUCGCACAUAAGCAGCUACCAAAUGUUACAGUUCAUCUCAUUCUGCACUUGUCUCAUUCGCUUGUUUGGUCGCAUAUUCUCAAUAUUGAGACACUCUUCGUACAAAGAGUUCAUCAAGCAAGUUGGAAGAACCAUACGACAGACAGUGCAAUAUGUGGCCGAUCACUGGUCCUCUUAUAAAGCAUUGAAACUGUCGGCUGGGGACACUAUGAGUUGCAUGCCCAGUGGGGAAGACCCUGUACUUAGGUACUCGUUGGAGAGACUCCAGAUAGAGUUUGAUCAGUUUGUAUUGAGAGCUACACAAUGGAUACUAACAGCUCAUAAAUUGGGUGCAUGGCAGUUCAUGGCAGACAUGCCCUAUGGUUCAAUAUCAGGACUCACACUAUGGAAGAUACUGUGGACACUCUACCACUAUCAGGUGGCAUCACAUAGGGACACUGGUAAUGAUGGGAGGGAGAGGAGGGGCAGUGUACUAAUGGAUAGAACUGACCUUGAUCUAAUACCAGAGAAUGUACCUGACAUUAUACAAUCUAUUAGAGGGUCUUUAUGUCAUGCGAAGUUUGUUGAUAUCCUAAUGAAGACCUUUACUUCUGAGGUUAUAUUUUUACUAACAACAUUUGUCAACAUGGCCAGAUCCAGAGAUGGAGAGAAGGAAGAGGAAAAAGAAUUUAUUAAUUUUGUAGCACAAGAAAUAUUCCAAUUGACACAGGUUGAGGAGUAUGCUCGUGAUGCUUACAGCAGAUCAGGUCACACGUUACUGGACUCUGUAGCUCGUGUCCAUCCCUUCAUAAUGUCAGUCCUACUAGAAGAGACUAGGAAACACGUGGAUGAGGCUGGAGAGAAUUGUAUCUUAUUAUUCAAAGAGCUCCCCCUUCAGCUCUGGCUCCCUUCAGUACAUGAUAUCACACUAGUGAGGGAGUGGCUAGUAUCCAGUACACUCACCUCACCCCAACACCUCAUCGCUAAGGUCAUUAUUAGUGGACUCAACUGGGGAGUCAAAGAAGAAGAGCCAGCUGGCUCUACUUCCCUAGUCCUUCCCCCCAGUAUUCAUCGUGGUGUGGCUCUCUCUAUCAUUGAUCUUUGGUACCAUCAGUUCACUGAUGACUCAACCAGUCCUGGAGCUAAUGCUAAUAAAACGUUAUAUUCUUCUACUAUAAAUAGAAUUAGUAAACUUAUUCAGAUCCAGUUUGGAUUUUUUGUGAAUUUUUAA
This is a messenger RNA of Amphimedon queenslandica, 3078 nucleotides long. Its product is annotated as ectopic P granules protein 5 homolog. The record is from RefSeq and is a predicted model, not a curated record. Gene Ontology annotation, biological process: autophagosome maturation. The coding region runs from base 100 to 3078 and encodes 992 amino acids. Gene Ontology annotation, cellular component: cytoplasm. The transcript is spliced from 18 exons. NCBI's taxonomy places the organism in Eukaryota, Metazoa, Porifera, Demospongiae, Haplosclerida, Niphatidae.